AUGGAGUACUUAACUUUUCGAAAUAUCGGACUGGCUUGCGGUGUUGGAUUUCUAGGUUAUUGUGUUUACUUUGAUCACAAAAGAAGGAGUCAUCCAACAUACAAGGAAAGGGUGAAGGCCAGGAGGGAACUCGAGCGGACACAACAGGAGACUGAAGAUGAUAUUGUGCUACCGCCGGCUAGUGAUAAGAGGGCACUUGAGAAAUUCUUUGUUACAGAGGUAGAGAAAGGUGAAGAAUUAAUUCAGGCCGGUGAUUAUGAUCGUGCCGUUAAACACCUAAGUUAUGCUGUGGUUUUGUGUCCUCAACCUCAAGAAUUACUCCGCUACAUGAAGGAAAGUUUACCGCCACAAGCUUAUGUAAAACUUGUAAAAUACUUAGAAAUUGCAAAUGAAAAAGUCAACGAAGCUUUCAAGAAGAGCAGUCUUGCAGAAGAAGAUGUCGAAUAA
Molecule: messenger RNA, 447 nt
Organism: Cryptomeria japonica (Japanese cedar)
Lineage: Eukaryota; Viridiplantae; Streptophyta; Pinopsida; Cupressales; Cupressaceae
Exons: 1
Coding region: 1-447 (148 amino acids)
Biological process (GO): protein targeting; tRNA import into mitochondrion; protein import into mitochondrial matrix
Cellular component (GO): mitochondrial outer membrane; mitochondrial outer membrane translocase complex
Molecular function (GO): transmembrane protein transporter activity
Source: RefSeq, a predicted model, not a curated record